GAGAGGAUGAACGGGGCAGUGGGCGCGAGAGAGACGGUAAUUCUGGCGCAUGCUAGCGUGAAACGUGACAGAGAAGGAGAGAUCGUCAAUUUAACAGCCCAAGAGGAGAAGGUCCGAGGAACAGAGGUUGAGGAAGGAGUGGUACGAUCGGGCGGGAGGGCAGACCCGCGUUAACAUCGGGGAGGUUUCCAACAGCGGAGACGAAACGGUCGGACUGGGAGAGAGACUCAGCCUUUUUCUGCCGGGACCGACCCACGGCCCGAGUGAAGGGCACAUAGAGAGGGUGGUACAGAGACCGACAGAGCCAGUAAAAAGCCUUAUGGAUUUUUAACGGUGCACCUGCCCACCGAUGUGGAGGCCCACUUGACGGACCCUUAGGAUUUGUCCCGGUAGUCCCGAUGGUCAGUCCGACUAUGUUGGAGAGACCUCUGAGAGUUGAAAGGUAUGAAGACGGAUGCGGUGGUUGCUCUGUUUCUGCUUGUCAGACAAUAAGGCCCCCUACCCAGCACCCCCCCUUUCCGUUUCCCGCGGAAGCCCCUCCCUGUUAGCCGUUAGCCGUUAGCCGCUUAGCUCUGUGGCCGGACGACAGGAGGAGAAGCCGGGGACGCGGAGGAGAAAAGCACGGACAACAGGAGGAGAUGGUCCCGGCGGAGGACGACAAAGAAGCGCGGUGACCGGAAAGCGAGCCUGCCGUUGGAAAAAGCCGCUUCCCGAUGACCAUGCAAUCAUUCCCUGCUCGCCCUCAGCGUUAGUGUGUGUGUGUCUGAGGGUGUGUGUGUGUGUGUAGGUGUGUGUCUGAGGGUGUGUGGGGGUGUGUGAGUGUGUGUGAGAUCCAGAAUGGGAUUUGGUCGGGAUCUGAGAAAUUCCCAUGAGGGAUUACUGAAGCUGCAGGACUGGGAAUUAAAGCUGCUGGAGACGGUGAAGCGUUUCAUGACUCUGCGGGUGAAAAGCGAUAAGGAGUACGCAGCUCUGCUGCUCAGCAUGACUCAGCAAACUGAAAAACAGGAGGCUGCCGACUACGUCAGCACGGUCAGCAAGUCGUGGUCUCAGGUGGUUCGUCAGACAGAGGCGUUGGGUCGAGUGAUGAGGAGUCACGCUGACGACCUGAACUCCGGUCCUCUGCACCGCCUGGCCACGCUGAUCCGAGACAAGCAGCAGGUGAAAAAGAGCUACCAGAGUCUUCAUCAGCAGCUGGAGAGCCACAACCACAAGGUAACCAGGAGUGACCUGGAGAAGUUGAAGGCGACGUAUCGUCAGUUGAGCCGUGAUGCAAACAACGCCAAAGAAAAAUACAGAGAGUCUCUGGCUAAAGGUCGGGAGGCGGAGCGUGCCCGUGAGCGUUACGACAAAGCAACAGCAAAGCUCCAUAACCUUCAUAACCAGUAUGUGUUGGCGGUGUGUGGCGCUCGAACGCAGCAGGAUGAACACCGACGCCGCGCUGCGCCUGCUCUGCUCGACGCUCUACAGAGGAUGCAGGAGGACAUGACGCUCGCACUUAAGAGUAUCCUGGAGGAGUACUGUGAGAUCAGCAGUCUGCUGACGGAGGAGAUAGUUAAAGUUCAUCAGGAGAUUUCAACAGCUGUUCAACAGAUCGACCCGCUGGCAGAGUACCAACACUUCAUCGAUGCCUAUAGGUCUCCGGAGAAUCCUGAGCCAACUGUUGACUUCGACACUUCUCUAUUGGAGGAGACGGACAACCUACCGGCCAAUGAGAUCCUCUGGAACACGCUGACGGCCGACAGCCUGCAGGCCAUGCUGUCGUUGGCGACGGAGGAGCUGUCACUGACUCAGCAGAACCUGAGGACAAAGGAGGCGCUGGCUGACGACCUGGACACCAAGAUCCAGACGAGUCAACAGAGCACCGAGAGGAGAAGCGACUGUGUUCUGCUACUCAGUCAGAAACUGUCUCUCCUCGAGCUCCGUCACGCUGUCCAAUCGCUGCGCGGCUCAGAGGCCCGCCUUGCUUCCCAGAAAGCCCUGCUGGAUGCCAAGAUGGCUGCCGCCGCCACCUCCCCUCCCCCACCGCCGCCUCCCCCUGCGCUGCCGUACGAGGACGAUGCCCGAUCCGUUGGAUCCACCGAUAAAACGAAGGAAAAGAGCUCUCGGUUUGACACUCUACGACACUCUCUGGCUGGUAUGAUUCGAUCUCCUAAAGCCAUGCUAGGUUCCUCCACCUCGCAGUUCUUUGAUGUGAUCCCGACGUCGGAGCGCCCCCUGGCAGAGCAGGAGUGGUAUCAUGGCGCCAUCCCCCGCACCGAGGCUCAGGAGUUACUACGGCAACAAGGAGACUUUCUGGUGAGGGAGAGUCACGGUAAACCGGGCGAGUACGUCCUGUCGGUGUUUUCUGACGAACAGCGACGACACUUCAUCAUCCAGUAUGCCGAUAGUCAGUACCGCUUUGAAGGGACGGGAUUCUCCACCAUCCCUCAGCUCAUCGAGCAUCAUUUCUCCACCAAACAGGUCAUCACCAAGAAGUCUGGAGUCGUGCUGCUCAACCCCGUUGUCAAGGACAAAAAAUGGAUCCUGAACCAUGAGGAUGUUGUGCUGGGGGACCUGCUGGGAAAGGGUAACUUUGGCGAAGUGUUUAAAGGGACCCUGCAGCGUGACAAAACACCAGUCGCUGUCAAAACGUGUAAAGAAGAUUUACCUCCAGAGCUGAAGAUCCGCUUCCUGUCUGAAGCCAGGAUACUGAAGCAGUACGACCACCCAAACAUCGUGAAGCUGAUCGGUGUUUGUACGCAGCGACAGCCGAUCUACAUCGUCAUGGAGCUGGUUCCUGGUGGAGACUUCCUGUCCUUUUUGAGGAAGAAGAAGGACGAGUUGAAGACAAAGCAGCUCAUUCGUUUCGCUGUCGAUGCUGCCGCGGGUAUGGCUUACCUGGAGAGCAAAAACUGCAUCCACAGGGACCUGGCAGCGAGGAACUGUCUGGUGGGGGAGGGCAGCGUGUUGAAGAUCAGUGACUUUGGGAUGAGUCGUCAGGAGGACGACGGUGUUUAUUCUUCAUCCGGACUCAAACAGAUUCCCAUCAAAUGGACCGCACCCGAGGCCCUGAACUACGGUCGUUACAGCUCAGAGAGUGAUGUGUGGAGUUACGGGAUCCUGCUGUGGGAAACCUUCAGUUUGGGGGUGUGUCCUUAUCCCGGAAUGACCAAUCAGCAGGCCCGAGAGCAGGUGGAGAAAGGUUACAGGAUGGCGUGUCCUCAGCGUUGCCCUGACGACGUGUACAAAGUGAUGCAGCGCUGCUGGCAGUACAACCCCGAGGACCGACCCAAGUUCUCCGAGCUGCAGCGAGACCUCGCCGCCAUCAAGAAGAAGUGAUGACAUCAUCAGAGACAGAAGAGGAAAGCCGAGUCGCGUCAUCGGCGAAGACGAGUCACUUUUUAAAAAAAAUUUUACGUCAGGUGGGCGUGGUCAGCAGGUGGAGGUGGUUCAGGGACACUGGCGUGGCGUCUUUUCAAAAACUAAAGAUAUUUAAAAAAAAAAUAAAAUAAAAUAAAAAAAAAAAAGUCCCAAAAGUUUUGUUAAAAACACUAUAAAAAAACAACCCUGACUAAAAACAGUUCAGCUGCAAGACAAAUUUAUGAAUGUCGUAGCAAUGUCCACACGGACUAAACAUGUCUGUUAGCAACACACUACAAUGUGAUAAAUCUAUCAUUUAAAAUCAAUAUGCUAGCAUUUAGCAUUUAGCAGAUGUCUGAACUCUCAUUAAAACUACAUUGUAAACAGCCAAACACUGUCAGGUGGUAAUGAUGCCUACAGGUUAUUAUGGAAACACAUUAAAAUCAGACCUCAGCCAUGAUGGAUUUGAUGAUCAGUCAGUGCCACAGCCGCUCAGAGAAUAAUUUUAGAAAACAUCUUAAAGUUAAGCCUGGAAUAAUGGAGCUAAUAGCUUAGCAUUAAUUUAGCGAGGGUUUUUAACAAAUUCACUAAAAUGCUUUUGAAACCUGAUGCACUCCCCCAGCACCCUGACAGAUGUUUGAACGUUUACAUCAGCCGGGCAACGGCUCUCGUUUCACGCUUUAACUUGGGUGAGCAUGAUUUCAAUGUGCCAGACGUGUUGACAGUUAGCGUGACUCCGAGCUUUAAGUUACGCUGAAAAACAAUUGAAAAAGGCCAAAAUCUGCUAAAUCUAACCUGCUGCUAAAAUCCUCAUCGUUUUUAUUUAUUGUGAAAAACUUUGGUUGCCAGCAUUUAAAAAAAAAAAACACCAAAAAAAAUCCUUUUUUUUUUUUAAAUAUAAGCUAAAAAUGUAAAGAGACUGACGUGCUGCAGGUGUGAUGUCCGUUAAACCACACCCCUAGCACUACUGUAACCAGGGCAACAGAUUGAACACUAAAAUCUAUUCCACUGCUGAGGAACAUCAGCUGUCAGCACUAACAUAAACUCUUGUUUAUUUUUACAUCUUCACUGUUUCUAUUUUUAUUUAUUAUGUUUUUAUUAAUUUUAUUUCUUUUUAUGUUUCACGUGUUUAAUCUUCUGACAGCAGCUUAACAGUUUAAAAAUUUUACAAAUUGUUUUGGAAGGAAAAUGAACCUUUAUUCUAAAAAAAAAAAAAAAAAAAAAAAACAGCUGCCAAUCAUCACACAGACCACGCCCACCCCGACUUUUUUUUGUUUGUUUUGUUUUUUUUUCCUUCUUUUUUUAAAUUUCUAAAGUGUGACUCCAGGAAAUGUUUCUGACCAAUCAGUGAUUUCCAGCAUGAUGUUGUCAGUUUAAAAAAUAAAGUUUUGAGAAAUAAAAAGCAGGAGAACAAGGAAAAUUUAGCUUGAAUACAUUUUUAAAAUUUCUCCACGCAAACAUUUACCCCCCCCCCCCACAAAAAAAAAAAUUCAAU
Molecule: messenger RNA, 4834 nt
Organism: Xiphias gladius (swordfish)
Lineage: Eukaryota; Metazoa; Chordata; Actinopteri; Istiophoriformes; Xiphiidae
Gene: fer
Product: fer (fps/fes related) tyrosine kinase
Exons: 21
Coding region: 838-3318 (826 amino acids)
Biological process (GO): peptidyl-tyrosine phosphorylation; cell adhesion; chemotaxis
Molecular function (GO): ATP binding; non-membrane spanning protein tyrosine kinase activity
Source: RefSeq, a predicted model, not a curated record